CACUCGAAGCGUCAGUUUCGUCUACUGCUUUGAGACGUUGGGACGUGCUCCGUGAUUAGAGACAGUUGUCCGCAGUGUAUUAAAUAACAAAAGUCAUCGUAAUCCAGUGCAAUAUGUUCGGGCAACAAAAUAUGCUUUUGAUUCUGCUGGGCUGCAAUUUGCUAGUAGCCAUCAACGCAUCGGGUAACACAAAUAAGAAGCAGCAACAACAAAACCAAGAAAUCUGGGAACAAGACCUAACGGAUACUUUUAAAAUUGAGGGCAGCGAUCAGGGUAUACAAAAGGUUAAUCUGAAAUGCGGUGCCAAUUCAAUGAAUGUGAUGUUAGAGACUGAAAAACCAUUUACGGGUGUCAUGUAUACACGUGGUAGCUUCUAUAAGCAAACGGCUCCGUGCUUCAUGAAACCCUCAGCUAGUCAGGGAACACGUCAAUUGGAAAUGAGCUUCCAAUUGGACCAAUGCCAGACACUGAAGGAUGGUGAGCUGUAUUCGAACAUUGUGGUCAUACAGAACGAUCCAGAACUCAUAACGCCCGGUGACUCGGCUUUCUCGUUGGAAUGCGAUUUCCGUCAGCCGCGUAGCUUGGACGUCGAAGCCACCAUGCAAACUAGAGAUAGAGUUGCGACAAAAUCCAAAAUUACACUGACAAGUCCCGAUCCCGCGGCCCCAACGGAAAAUCUACACAACUCGGUGGUCAGCAACAGUGAUACAGUAGAGUAUAUACCAAAGUUCUCUAAACCAAACAAAACCAUAAACCUGGGCACGGUAGAGGAAGUGAUUUUGCCACUGGCUCAGCAAAGAGAUGAGCUUUAAAUAAAGACAGUAAGCAUUUCUUCCUCAAACAACACACGCAAUCAUUACACAUACAAAUUCAAACUACAGGAAUAAUACACAGAACUCUACAUCGGCUGCCUAAAACGGAUUUCAUAAAUCAUUUCAAUAAUCUGUUUUAUAUCUUUAUCCUGUGAUAUUUUUUAAG
Drosophila arizonae is the source of this 978-nucleotide messenger RNA. RefSeq lists its product as uncharacterized. The record is from RefSeq and is a predicted model, not a curated record. Lineage: Eukaryota; Metazoa; Arthropoda; Insecta; Diptera; Drosophilidae.